Molecule: messenger RNA, 1338 nt
Organism: Aspergillus japonicus CBS 114.51
Lineage: Eukaryota; Fungi; Ascomycota; Eurotiomycetes; Eurotiales; Aspergillaceae
Product: MSF1 domain protein
Exons: 1
Coding region: 286-1080 (264 amino acids)
Biological process (GO): phospholipid transport
Cellular component (GO): mitochondrial intermembrane space
Molecular function (GO): phosphatidic acid transfer activity
Source: RefSeq, a predicted model, not a curated record
UCCCGGAGGUUCGGGCAGUUUUGUCCGGCCACUGAAAGGUGAUUGAGCAGAACGGAGAGCUGAUCAUCCCCAAAACCUUACUGACUGUGUUUGAACUUAACAAGCAGUCUCGCCCACAACCACAACGCCACCCCAAGCCCAACUCCCAACUAAUUCACAAUCCCAUAUAUCCAUCCCAUUCAUCAGUCGAUCUUAUCAUAUCAUCUCUCAGAUCCAAUCCACGAUCCAUUUGUCCGUCUAUUCAUCCCCCAAUCAAUUCGUCUGUAUGCAUCAGCAGCUGCAAGAAUGAAAUUCUUCGAGAAUGUCUCUACAUACGACUACUCCUUCCCAGCCGUGUCGCUGGCUUACUUCCUCCGCUAUCCUAACCCGUACUCUCGCCAUGUUCUAACCACUGAUGUCAUUGACCGUUAUGUCGACCCGGACACGAAACGCCUCCACACCAUUCGCCUGCACCUCAAGAAGUCUAAAGUUCCGUCGGGGAUUCUGAAGUUGCUGCCAAAGGGAAUGGGCGGCUCGGACAGUUCUGGACAGAGCUACAUCCUCGAAACGACCAUCGUUGACGUCAAUGAAGGCUGGAUGAGGACUGAGUCGCGCAACAUGGAGUGGACUGGGAUCCUGAGUGUGGUGGAAAAGCAAUUCUACCAACGCCAGCCGCUCGAGGGGGCUCUCGACCGACUUCAAGGGCUUCACCUCGACGGCAAGUUAAGCGAGCAGACGACAGUCAAGACAACGGUCACGUUCCACUCUCGAUUCGGGCAAGGAAAGUUACUAGGCCGGAGGAAGGCAGAAACCGGUGACCAAGUGGUCGAGGUCGAGGAUGAGGCUCCCAAGAGAGGCUUCUUCACGUCACUAUCCACGGCAGGCAUCCAGCGCACGAUUGAGCUGGUCGGUUUGAAUCGUACCCGGGACGCUAUCCUUAAGAGUAAACAAGGCAUGAAUGUCGUCCUGGAACGUCUGCGCAGCGGUGGUAUUGUCGGUGUCCUUGAGGGCAUGCGCCAGGACCGAGAAGCCAUUGUCGGGCCGGAGGGUCCGUGGAAGCGCGUUUGGCUCAGGGGUAACGGGGAUGAUGAUGAACAUUGACGUCGAAGCGUUUGAGUGUUGGUCAAAACAACUCGCUUCCAAGAAACAUAUUUUCGACAUUGCAGCGUGGAGCUAUGGCGUUUGGGUUUCUGUUUCUAUUUUCGUACUGAUAUCACCUGGACACUCUCCCACAUGAUUAUUCUUUCCUCGCUUUUGAUUGACUACCACUGCUGUUGAUCACCAUCUCACAUCCUCACACCAGCAUAUUUGAGCACAUUUUUUUUGGCAGGGAAAAGAACACGGAAAGCACAUGGAAAA